AUGGGGUCACUCUUCAGCCUGCAAGUGCAGGAUGCCGCUACGCUGAGCAAGGAAGAGGUGUGGCAAUUGCGAAAGAAGCACUUCUGCCCUGCACAAAGCGUGUCAUAUUCCAAUACAGACCCGCUCCUUAUAGUUCGUGGCCAGGGCAGUUCUUUAUAUGACGAGGAAGGCAACGCGUACCUGGACACAAGAAACAAUGUGUGUCACGUGGGACACGGCCACCCGCGGGUGGCUAGUGCAGUCGCAGAGCAGGCUGCAUUGCUGAACACGAACACCAGGUAUUUGCAUCCGAACAUCUGCCUCCUGGCAAAGCGCUUGACCGAGACAUUCCCCGCAGGCAGUGGAUUGGAGGUUUGUUUCUUCGUCAACUCUGGUUCCGAGGCAAAUGAUUUGGCUGUUCGACUGGCAUUUGCACGUACGAGCUCCCGGAAUGUCAUUGUGGUCGACCAUGGGUACCAUGGCCACACUCAGCAGACGAUAGAGAUCAGUCCGUACAAGUUUGACCACAAAGGAGGCGAAGGUGCGAGGUCGAAUAUCCACAAGGUGCCUUGUCCAGAUACAUACCGGGGACCACAUCGCGGGUCGGAUGCAGCAGGGCAGUAUGCGGCAACAGUAGAAGCAGCGUGCAGAUCAGCCGGGGAUGUUGCAGCCUUUUUUGUUGAAUCAGGCAUGUCAGUAGGUGGCGUCAUUCUGCCACCUAAAGGUUACCUUGAAGCAGCUUACAAAGCUGUACGACAGGCAGGAGGCGUUUGUGUCGCUGAUGAGGUUCAGGUAGGCUUUGGGCGCUUUGGCGACUAUUUCUGGGCCUUCGAAGAGCAAGGUGUGGUACCGGAUAUUGUGACCAUGGGCAAACCGUUUGGGAAUGGCAUGCCUUUGGCUGCAGUGGUAACGACAAAGCAGAUAUCUGACGCGUUUCACAAUGGUCUCGAGUAUUUCAAUACUUUCGGAGGCAAUCCUGUGUGUUGCGCUGCUGGUUUGGCUGUAUUGGAUGUCAUCAAGGAGGAGGGGCUGCAAGACAACGCUGCGAAGGUUGGCAGGUACAUCUGCGAACAGGUGCGACAGCUCUCAGCAAAGCAUCCGCUAAUUGGUGAUGUCAGGGGCCGUGGCCUCUUCAUCGGGAUUGAGUUUGUUAGGGACCAAGAGAAAGAACCAGCAACUAUGGAGACCUCUGAGAUUUGCUCGCGAAUGAAGAGUGAGCACAGAAUAUUGAUGAGCAUUGACGGGCCGCAUGAUAACGUUCUCGUCAUCAAGCCACCAAUGUGCUUUUCCGUCGCUGAUGCAGACUGUAUGGUGCGUGCAAUGGACGAGAUUCUUUCCACACUUGUAGGUCCCAUUUCUGGUGUACAGCCGGAUGGUGAAAGGACCCUUGGCGUUCUGGGCGGUCAAGUCGCGAAAGCUCCCCUGAAAGAGCUCUUGUCCAAAUACCUCGAGCGAAGUGAGCCUCGAAGGACAAACUGCGCCCCGCUGAUGCUCAUGAUGUCCGCUUUCCGGGACAAAGUAACGAACGACAGGAGCCCACGGCUGCAUGUGUCGGUGUCGCUCAUGCUCCUGAUGGCGAUGCGGGCGAGCGCCCCCGAGUAUGUGUACUCAAGGAGUCCUGGUUCGGUGAACUCGGUGAGCCCUCCGGUGCAAGAGCCGCGAUCAUCGAGAGGAGCCCCCGAGCGUCCGCCAAUUCCACAGGCAUGGAUCUAUGGAAGCACUGGAGGCAGCCUACCUUGUGCCCAAAGCUGGCACCCUACUGGUAGACUGAUGCAUGGUCCGAUGCCUGCUGGCAGGAUGCUGCCACCUCAGUUGGCGUGGACCCGGCCUGGAACUCCCCGAACCGUGGCAGUGCCAGCUGCCUGUUAUCGGACGGCGGGGACGCCAGGGACGGCGGUGCCUCAGGCUGUGCGCCCUCAUGGCCCGAUCGUCGUUGUCAGAGAACUUUCGCCGGGCAGGCCCAUGGCCUGUGCAACGCAUGUAGCACCACGAGCGGUGUCGCCAGCGAUUCGCUCUGUUGCUUCAACUGUGCGGCCUGUUCAAGUGCCACAGGGACAGAUGUCUCCACCAGUGCUGCUGCGGCAACGAUCACUAUCUCCGUCUCCCAUUGUAAGGCCGCCUGCAGCUACCCCAGCAGGCCCCGGCCAGAUGGCUUGCCAGCCGACACCCAGAACGCAAAGCACGCAUCUGGGACAUGUUGCUGGGUGUGCAUCAGCUACCUCACCUCGCAGAGAGCGUUCAUUGUCUCCAGUGGGAUUACCACCAGUUCCGGUGCUGUCUGGCGUAGGGGCAGCAGUACCCGCGGAAGCGCACCUUGCGCGGAAGUGCAUAUCGCCACGUGGGGUGAUACUUCGCCAUGCAACGCCGCAUGCUCCAGCAGCUGUUUCCAAAGUGCAAACGCCCGUUCAAGUCCUGGUCACGCCUCGAAUGGUGCCACAGGUACCGUCUGGCAAAGGCCUAGCAACUCCAGGAGGCAUCCUGGAAGGCCUCCGAGCCGUUCCAACAUUUCCAAGGACAAUUCUGCACCCGCACGCUGGCAAAGCCGUUGUAGGGCCAGCCAGUGUCCGUCGAGCCGCUUCCCACGGCGCUGUGAAGGCUCCGAGGGCCAGCCCCGCGGUGCUUCCCCCGAAGCGGCCGGCCUCAGGUGUGGCCAAGGAGCUGCCCAGCGAGCAGACUACUGCUGCUGGACAACUUCCGCCAAGAGGGACACACACGGAAGCGGACACAGACCAGUUCUUCGCAGAUGGUGAGAAGCAGGAUACCUGGUUCCUCGCUUUCAAUUCAGCCCUGAACGAGACGGGGGCUGUGGAGGCAACCUGCCAACAACUCCUUGCGAGAUUGCAUUCGGGACCAUGUGUUCGUUGGGAGGAGCUCGUGAAGCUCAACCCAGAGGUCCAGCUCUUGCACGCUGCGUCCGAGGAGGGCCAAGCUGAUGGAAGCUGCCAAGGUUGGUGGCGAGCUCUUCUGGCAAGGCAUAGCCUCUAUGGCCCGGGCAACGCAAUCGGCGCCCCGGAGCUGACCGAGCUGGUGACAGAUGCUUUUCGUUUUCUGCGAGAUCGACAUGCACCAGAGGCGUUCUUGCGAAACCUUCGAACAGUACACUCCGGCUCGAAGCGCCUGAAGGAGCUCUAUGGCAGCUUUGAGUUUCAUGCACGCGGCAUGAUGGGGAAGAGUUACAGGUGUCGAAGCAGACUCACGCGCGAGGAACACAUUUGCAGACAGGUAUGCAAAGACAAAGUGUCCGCUCCCUCCGAUCUGGUCCGGGCGGAGGUUGAGAUGCUGAGAAGCCUCGAGCAUCCCAGUGUGCCCCAGGUGAUCGCUAGCUUUGAGGAUUUUAACAACAUCUACAUCGUGCUCGAGCCCGUAGAGAGCAUCGAGUUGGUGAACAUUUUGCAGCAGUGGCAUCAAAGUGGACAAGGAAUAAGUGUCGGCUGGCUAGCCGAGAUCGCCAGGCAGUUGUUGGAAGCGCUUAGGCACUGCCAUGAAAUGCGACCCCGUAGUGUGGUCCAUGGAGAUCUUCGUCUCACCAGUCUCCUCCUUUCUGCUGUAACGGAUGCUCGGACGGCGCCGCAGCUCAUCUUAGCAGACCUAAGCCUUGCAGGGCUGCCGCUCCCGCCACCUAAACUUGCCAGGUGCCCGGCUCCCUCAGCGGCAGAGCAUGCGGUCCCUGCUCCCGGUCGACUGGAGGACUGGAUGCAAAGCCCUAGCACGUUGCUGGAUGUGUGGUCCUGUGGGUGCUUGCUGUUCAUACUUCUUUCUGGUCGCCACCCCUUCAGCUGUGAUCUUGGUGGGCGAUUGGUGCCCAGCGCUGUUCUGGGAGCCCGAAGCGGUGUGCCCCCAGAGCCUGACUGGCGGCUGUUGCCGUCUGCCUCCUCGACAUCUCUCUGUGCGCAAAUGCUGUCGUGGGACGUAAAGGCCCGCCCCUCUGCGGCCGAAUGCCUACGGCAUUCAUGGCUUUCGGCAGAGGAUUCCGACAGUACUGCCCUGCCAAUGGAGGCCCUCGGCAAUCUGUUGAAGGCUCAUCACAAAUCCAAGCUGCAGGAGAUCACAGCUGGUCUAGCGAUUUCAGAGCAGAUCGCCAGCCCCUUCUCGGCUGUUGGUGCCUCGUUGGCUGUGAAGCACACCUUCGCUGAUUUGGCAGGUGAUGCAGCGGCUGGAACAAGUUGCUCAAGCCAGGAAGAGGCAGCAAGGGUUGCCACUGUCACAGCAUCAGAAGCCAGUGAUGCCCUGGCGAAGUUGGGGAUGUCUGACAAGGGUAUCGAGAAGGUCAUCAAAGCCUUCUCUGAUGAUACAGGCUCAGUCGACCACCAUCUUCUCAUCUCCCACUGCACCGAGUUGGCCGAGGAUCUGCUGGAUCACGCGCUCUGGCGCGUAUUCACAGCGGCCGGCGAAGACCACAGGGGAGUUCUCGGUGCUGCAGAGCUGGAGAAGGCUUUAGCAGAAAGCGCUGGUGAAGGCGGCGGAGCUGACAGGGCAGGUGGUGGCGAACCAGACUCUCAGGGGCCCUUCGGCUCCGAGAUGAAAGCCAGUGACAUUGUGCGACAGGUGGCAUGCGGCCGGCAACAGGUCACUUUCGAGGAACUUCGAGCAGCUGUCAUACAGCGCCAAUCACAGGCAGAUUCGCGAAUGGAGUGA
Symbiodinium natans is the source of this 4614-nucleotide messenger RNA. NCBI's taxonomy places the organism in Eukaryota, Dinophyceae, Suessiales, Symbiodiniaceae. The record is from the annotation of a GenBank genome assembly.